Molecule: messenger RNA, 828 nt
Organism: Neurospora tetrasperma FGSC 2508
Lineage: Eukaryota; Fungi; Ascomycota; Sordariomycetes; Sordariales; Sordariaceae
Exons: 1
Coding region: 1-828 (275 amino acids)
Source: RefSeq, a predicted model, not a curated record
AUGUUCCUUCGCUCCCAAUCUCGCACUCCUCACCGUUCUCCUGCUCUGCAACGAAGACCCUCGGACACCGAGCCUCUCGUCAUCGCCUCUGGCUCCGGGACCCAGGACCACACCCAGAGCAGCCCCGCUCGCACCAGCCUCGUGAACAACCUCAACAGCAACGGCUCCUGCACCUACUCUGACGACGACGGUGACUACGACCAGCAGCAAUCAUCCUCUUCGUGUCCAAACAACAUGAGCCACAAACAUCCUCACAACCUCUUGAACAGCAACAGCAACAAACUCUGCCACAAACGCUCAACAACUUCCACAUUCAAUACCUACUCCACGGCUCCCACGGCUCCCAUCGCCUCCUCCAGCAAAGUAGACGUAACCAACCCCUUCGAAGAUCCCUCCCACAUCGUCAACGAACCCUCACCCUCCGGCUCUUCCACCCCCUCCACAAUCCCCUCCGAUUCAUCUACACCCCAAUCUCAUCCUCUCUACCGAACCAAUCCCAACUCGAACUCCUUUCACCCUCAUCCUCACCCUCCCCAUGCCAUGCAUAGCAACCACGGCCUAGACGGCACGGUCAGCGCCAACGCCGGUUUCACCGCCGGCACCACCGACCAUAGCUUGCCCGUCCCGGUAACCAACAAGCGAGCCCACACUAGUACUACGAUCUCGUCAAGGAGAUCGGGCAGGUCGACUUCUUCCAAACUCUCGAGGAGGGUGAAGAAGUUACCACGGGCGAUGAGGAGGGUGGUGAAGAGGUUUCUGAGACGGGUGACGGGGAAGAGCCGGAAGAAGGAGAAGAUGAAGGUGACUUGGACUGCGCCGCAGGUUUGA